AUACGGACAGAGUUUGUGACGCGUCACUGUCGGCUUGCCUCCACCCCCAAGGAAGCCUCAGAGCAAGACCCCUCAAGCCUUCGCACUCGCCCAGAAGCGAAGGUUCUUUCAACAAGAUCAAGUCAGCCAUUCGCGCCCGGAAAGAGGCGGAAGAGGAAAGGAAGACCAUUGAGGCAGAGUGCCGCGCCCUAAUCUGCCCGACCGCUUCCUUGUUACAUGCGGCCAUGAAUCCAAAUUGCAACACAUCCGGUGAUGCCAGCGAACGUCGCGGUUGCCCGCGCGAGCCCUUCCGAAAGCCAACCGUGUUUCAGCAGUUGCAAUCUACCUGCGACGAUGGCGACAUCACGUCUGAGGCCGAGGAGUGUCUGCGUCCCAUGAAACUGAGUGCCUUGACAAAGGCGAUAUUGGGAGUUAAUUAUCACUCCGACGUGUCAUCGCCCGGCGAAUCGAGUCUUGCUGAACGCGCACCGCGUACCCCUAACAAGUCAUGCAUUCCAGGUCCGGUACGGCCAACCUCUGGGGACCAGGAGUCCCUGUGGAGGUGUUCCCAGGAACGGGAGAAUCGGCCAUCGUCCACUCCUCCCAGUUCGAUCCGGUCGCGGGUUGCCUCUAGGAGAAGCUCAAUCCCGACAGCCCGCAGGUCAGCAUCUGCUGCCAGCAACAAAUCGUCACCCGCAAUGAAUCCAGCCGACAGCGCUCGCCCACGGAAGCGCGUCGUGCGGCUUCAUUCAAAUUCUUCGGCGAAUGCGGCCAACAACUCGAGCUUCACGCCGGGGUAUUUGCGGAGAACAGUCUCGUCCUCUACUAAAGUGAAGAGACCCGAGAGCUCCGACGGCCCAAAGUUAGCCAAGCCCAUAUCCCCUGUUAGUCAACAAGAAACGUCGGUCGAAACGCCCGAAAUCCCCGUGAGGACCGUGAGAAUCGCCCUGGGCUCCUCCGGUCAUAAACGGACGUCAGCGGCUUCGUCCAGUGCCCUCUCCAUUCACAAUACCCGUUCUGCGAGCCGUGAAGUCGGACCCGGCUCCGCCUCUAUCACUCGACCAUCCGUCCCCGCUGUUAAAAGGGCCGUCAAGACCCCGGGCGGCUACCUUUCUGGUCCGGCUCGCCGCGGACUCAGGAGGCAGAGCGAGGAAGUACCAAAGCUUCAGGAGAGCAACGUUUGUGAACAGUUGCUCCAGGUCCGGAAUCAGCAGGCUCCGCUAUCAUCGGCGUCGAACCCUACUGGUACUGUAGAAUCGGGCAGCCCAUUGAGCAAACAGAGGUUCUCGCAGAUCCGAGACCGACAGGCUCCGCCGUAUUCGGCGUCGAACCCUGUUGAUUUCGUCGCAUCAGGAAGCCCCACCAAUAACCAGAGGCCCUCCCAGGUCCGGAAGCGACAGGCUCCGCCAUUACUGGCGUCGAACCCUGUCGAUUCUGAUGUAUCGGGUAGUCCGGUUGUUGCUCCCGUCCCGCUCGACAAACCCCAAAAUGACGACAAGGAGAAUGAAGCUCCGUCCAUGGCUCGCCUCAUGAUCCACGGCAAGGACAGCGCACUGGUCUCGAGCAAUCGUCCCAAUCAGAGGCAGGCACCGCCUCCACCUCCCAAGAUGUCGGUUGUCGACACAGUCACUACCUCUGCCGGCGCCUCCACCGCUGGCCAGGGCAGCAGGAAGAAGCAGUUCCUGUUCCGCAUCAAUGGCAGGUCGUACACAAGAAUUGACACACUCGGUCGCGGCGGGUCGGGUAAGGUCUACCGCGUCUCAGCCGAAAGCGGCAAGCUCCUGGCUCUGAAACGAUUAUCUCUCGGGACUCUCAACGAAAAGACAAAAAGCUUCCAGUGGCAGGAGGUCGAUCUGCUAAAGCGGUUGACUGGAGUUGACCGGGUGGUCCAAAUGAUAGACUACGAGUACAGCCCCUCGAAGGAGACGCUCAGCCUUGUGCUGGAAGCAGGCGAGCUGGACUUCCAGACGUUCCUGCGUGGCCGCAACCAAGAAGACAGCGGAUUCGACCCAGCUUUUGUCAGAUACUGGUGGAAAGAAAUGGUCGAGUGCGUCCGGGCAGUGCAUGCCAGGGACAUUGUCCACUCAGAUCUGAAGCCUGCCAACUUUGUCCUUUGUCAAGGGCGACUGAAGGUCAUCGACUUCGGCAUUGCCAACCGGAUCGAGAUUGAAGAGACGGUCCAUGUGCAUCGCGAGUCACAGGUCGGCACCCCGAACUACUUGUCACCGGAGUCGCUGUUGGAUAUCAACGAAUAUGCCCUGAGCUCGGCCGCUCAGCGCCUGAUUACGGCGCCUCAAAACCAGAAGGUCAGGCACUAUAAGAUCGGGAAGGCCUCUGACAUCUGGAGCUUGGGGUGCAUCCUGUACCAGAUGGUGUAUGGUGCGCCUCCGUUCGCCAACUCGCCUCAUAUGAUCGCUCGGGUGCAGGCAAUCUGCGAUUGGGAUCACAUCAUCCCUUUCCCUGAGAUCGCCGUGGAUAACACCCGUCUUCCCCCGAGCUUGCUCCGCACGAUGCGGCGGUGCUUGAACCGGGAUGCGUCGCUUCGCCCCACAUGCGAGGAACUCCUCGCCAAGACGGAUCCGUUCUUAUACCCCCUGGAGCCGCAAGGCACUUGCACAUGCUGGCGGACGGCGAUCGAUGCUGGUGCCAAACAAGGAGGAGAGUAAAACUGCUUGGGGAUUGGUGGAGGAUGGUAGAGGAUUGGUCUACAUUGGAGUUUUUGGAAAAGUGGCUGUUUGGAAGACAAGCAUUCUUAUACCCGGCGCGGGGGAAAUGGUUUUGGGUCUGUUA
Molecule: messenger RNA, 2769 nt
Organism: Chaetomium strumarium
Lineage: Eukaryota; Fungi; Ascomycota; Sordariomycetes; Sordariales; Chaetomiaceae
Product: kinase-like domain-containing protein
Exons: 4
Coding region: 225-2645 (806 amino acids)
Biological process (GO): mitotic spindle assembly checkpoint signaling; meiotic spindle assembly checkpoint signaling; protein localization to kinetochore
Cellular component (GO): nucleus; kinetochore
Molecular function (GO): protein serine/threonine kinase activity; ATP binding; protein serine/threonine/tyrosine kinase activity
Source: RefSeq, a predicted model, not a curated record